Messenger RNA from Magnusiomyces paraingens, 4578 nucleotides. RefSeq lists its product as uncharacterized. Gene Ontology annotation, cellular component: nucleus. The coding region runs from base 1 to 4578 and encodes 1525 amino acids. Gene Ontology annotation, molecular function: ATP binding; histone binding; chromatin binding. The record is from RefSeq and is a predicted model, not a curated record. The transcript has 2 exons. Gene Ontology annotation, biological process: positive regulation of transcription by RNA polymerase II. NCBI's taxonomy places the organism in Eukaryota, Fungi, Ascomycota, Dipodascomycetes, Dipodascales, Dipodascaceae.
AUGGUAUCCAAGCGAAAGCGAGGACACAGUGACAAUGUCAACUCCACGGAUGAUUAUGCAUUUAAUACGUCAAGUAGAGCUUCCCGUGCAAAGAAACAAACAAACUAUAAAGAACUGUCUGAUGACGAUGACUACAACUCUAGCGAAGAUACUCCAAAACGAAAUCUAGAAGAUGAAGAAGAAGAAGAAGAAGAAGAGGACGAGGAAGAAGAAGAAAAAGAAGAUAAUAACAAUGAUAACUCAGAUGGAUCCGAUUUUUUGCCAUCAAAGCGCAGACCCAGCAAACGUCCCAAGAGAUCUGACAAAGUGGAACCUGAUACUAGUACAAACAUUUUCGACCCAUCGUUAACAACACCAACUACUAACGGUAACGGUAAUCAUCACCCUGAAGACACAACUGAUCAUGAUGAAGCUUCUGCAGGUGAUGACGACAUAAUCCCCAAUCAAAAUGGCGUUGCUCCAAAUGGCUCCGCUCAUUCUACUCCGGAAGAUUUACCAGGAUCUGACCCUAGCAACAAGUCAUUUACUGUUACACUUAAACUUAGAUCAGGUACGGCUAGAUCAUCAGAAGCACCGGACCAAGAGGAUGGUGACGAGACUAAAGAUAUUAAAAUCAAUGACGAAGAAGAAGAGGAAGAUGAUGACAGUAUAAUUAAUCUUCGUAAUCGCAGAAGGGCUAAAUCUCGCAGUAACGCUUUUUUUGACGAAGAUGAGAGUGCACCUGCACAAUCACAAAGACGAAAGUUGUCCAAAAAAUCUAUUUUUGAUGACGAAGAAGAACAAGAACAAGAACAAGAAGAAGAACCAAACCAAACCAGAGAUCCCCCACCAACCGCCAAAAAAGCGCCAGCUACUCGAACUCGAAGCCAUCGUGCUACUCAAGUCACUGAUGAAGAAGAAUACAAUGCCGAUGAAAACAGUGAAAGCGACUCAGAAAUAGAGUCAGCUGCAGCUGAAGAACCUGAAGAAGACGACAAUUUCGUUGCUUCUGAUGACGAUGAUGAAUAUGGCCGUGCUUAUGGCAAAAAAACUCGACGAAGUACCCGGAAGUUACGAAACCACAGUGCUAGAACAUCAACCCGUAAUACUCGCAGCAGUAAGCAUGCAAACAAUGAUGAUGAUGACGAUGACUUCAAUAUCGGCCCAAGACGUACUCGUGGACGCAAUAAUAAUGAUGAUGAACUUUUACAAGAAUUAGCGGACCUUAAAGGUUCUGUAUCGCCAAUUCCACGGCGUAAACAUCUUCGGGCAAGAAAAGAAAUUAAUUAUCAGAUCCUUCCUCCGCCGCCCCUAGACGGUCCUUAUGAAGAGCCUUUGAAGGACAUUUCUGUAUCCGCUGUUGCUUCUUCAUCAACUACAUCGAGACGACGAGGUGCUCAAAUCAAACGGCUUUUCCCUACUGGUGGUCCCUUUGGAGGCAAUGAUCUUCUUUCUGUCUUCAGCAAUGCUAAUGUCCCUACUCUUAUUGGUGCUGGAGGGAACGCAGCACCUACUGCUGCAGGAGGUGUUCGUGAUACUGAGUCUUCUGAUGAUGAGUUGCGCAAACCAACAAAUGCUAUCACUGGCGCAUCCACAGGUGUAACAACCCGAGGCAAGACAUCACUUUCUGAUUCUGAUCCUCUUGGUGUUGAUAUGAAUAUUGAUUUUUCUGCUGUUGGUGGUCUUGAUCACUAUGUUAAUCAGCUUAAAGAAAUGGUAUCCUUACCGUUAAUGUACCCUGAAGUUUAUAAGCGUUUUGGAAUUACUCCACCUAGAGGUGUUUUAUUUCAUGGCCCCCCUGGUACUGGUAAGACGUUAAUGGCUCGUGCCUUGGCUGCUAGUUUUUCAACUGAAGACCGAAAGGUGACUUUUUUUAUGAGAAAAGGUGCAGAUUGCUUAUCAAAAUGGGUUGGCGAAGCUGAACGGCAACUUCGUCUUCUUUUUGAAGAAGCCAAAAACAAACAACCGAGCAUCAUUUUCUUUGAUGAAAUUGAUGGUCUCGCGCCAGUUCGUUCGUCAAAACAGGAACAAAUCCACGCUUCCAUUGUUUCGACAUUACUUGCACUCAUGGACGGCAUGGACAAUCGUGGUCAAGUAAUUGUCAUUGGUGCGACUAAUCGUCCAGAUUCUGUUGACCCUGCACUGCGGCGUCCAGGUCGUUUCGAUCGCGAGUUUUACUUCCCAUUACCGGAGUUCGAUGCUCGCAAGGAAAUUAUUUCUAUUCAUACACGAAAGUGGGACCCUCCACUUGAUGCCAAAUUUAUUGAGCACAUUGCUCGAGUGACAAAGGGUUAUGGUGGUGCCGACCUUCGAGCCCUUUGCACUGAAGCAGCUCUUACUGCUAUUCAGCGACGAUACCCCCAAAUAUAUCAGUCCACUAAAAAACUAUUAGUCGAUCCAUCAUCCAUCCAAGUUAGUGCGCGUGACUUUUUGCGAGCUGUCGAUAAAAUCAUUCCAUCUUCAGCCCGCUCUACAUCAUCAUUAGCUUCUCCUCUUCCUAAGCAUAUUGACCCCUUAUUAUCUAAUACUUUAGACUUGAUCAAAGAAAAGUUAGACCGCAUUAUUCCUCGCAGCAAAAAACUUCCACCACUUGAAGAAGCUUUAUAUGAAGGAAGUGUUGAUGAUAAUUCUCUAGUUGAUGGCGGGUUUGCUCGUCAACAAGCUCUCAAGGAGUUUAAAACAUCACGGAUCUUUCGUCCUCGGUUGCUCAUUCGUAGUGGGUCUGGAAUGGGUCAGCAAUAUUUGGGUUCGGCUGCGCUGCAUCAUCUAGAAGGAUUUCAUGUCCAGCCUUUUGAUUUGGGAACUUUAUUUAGUGAUUCUUCUCGCACGCCAGAGGCAAUGACGAUUCAACUUUUGAUUGAAAUCAAGCGUCAUACUCCUAGUGUCAUUUUUAUUCCCAAUAUUGACACUUGGUUUUCUACUCUCAGUCCUGCUGCUGUUUCUGCCUUUUUUGGAUUCUUGCGUAAUCUUAACCCCACUGAUGCUGUUUUAGUUUUGGGUCUGUUAGAAUCCGAUGAAGAGGAAAUUGAUCCUCGCAUUCAAGAGUUAUUUGGAUAUUCGUCAGAAAAUGUUCAAUAUAUCGAGCCCAUAACACCUUCUGCACGUGAAAAGUUUUUCGAGAACUUGACAAACUAUCUCAAAUGCAAACCAUCAGAUUUCCCUGAAAAACAAAAGAAGCGAAAACUUGAAGUACUUCCGGAAGCUCCUGAAGAACCUAUCAAGCCACUUACUGAGGAAGAGAUAGAACGCAAGCAUCGCAAAGAUUUGCAACUUACAAACACGCUCAAGAUUAGAUUCAGCUCUUUGAUGGAUCUUAUGAAGAAUCGAUACAAGCGUUUCCGAAAGCCUAUAAUUGAGGAACAAUACCUGAUACACUUGUUUGAGCCACAGUAUGCUGCCUUGAGCACAGUUCCGCCCCAGUAUCUCAAGACAAACGAUGACCGUAUUUUAGAGGUUUCUACAGGAAGAGUCUAUUAUAAUAUGGAUCUUGAUGUCAUUGAGGAACGAAUCUGGAAUGGUUAUUAUUUAGAGCCUCGCCAGUUCUUAAAAGACUUCCGGAUGAUUCAUCAAGAUUGCAUCACAUCUGGAGACCGCGAGCGCAUUCUUAAAGCAUCUGAGAUGCUUACCAAUGUGGAGGUCUUUAUUGACGAUAUCAACAAAGAUGCUCAAUUUGUUGCUGACUGUCAUGAGCUUUAUCUUCGCAAAAAACGUGAAAAGAGACAGCUUUUGGAAAAAGAAGCUGAGAAUAGAGGCGAUUCUUCCGGCCAACCAGCUGAUGGGUCUAGUGACCAGCCACUGAAUAUUGAAGAUGACCCACAUUUACGAACAAACACCACAUCCCAGAUUGCUACUGCAAUGACUGUUGAUGGUACCACUUCAUUACAAGUGGUUCGAGUUGAUGGUGAUGAACCUGAGUUUGAUACUGGAAUGGUUAUUGAUGGUGAUGUGUCUUUGCCUGAUGCUCCCAUUGAGCCUAGUGUUACGGAAUCGGGAAUUAAUAGUGUUCCUAGUGCUGAUGUUAGAGAGUUAACUCCAUCUCUUCCAGGAAAAAUUUCACUUGAAACUGCCAAAAAUUUGGAUAAGGAACUUAACAGUCAAGUUCAACGUGCAUCGUCUCCAAUUGGUAAUGUCGAUGUUCCACCACUUAUUCCAAAAAUCACUGAGGCAGACUCCUUUAAGCAUAAUGUGAAUGAUACUGCUACAAGUGUUAAUGUUAAUGGGUCUUCUGCUUCUAAUGGGUCAAUUGAACUUGCCGAAAAGACGACUCCAGUUGUUACGGAAGAAGAAGAUAAAGAAAAAAAAGAGCUUGAACCUGAACCUGAACCUGAACCUGAGCUUAUACUUGAUGAGGCACGGGUAGCUGCAUUUGUCAAGAAGUUGGUAAAUUCGACAGCGGGUUUAUCAGUAGAACGUCUGGAACAACUUAGCUCUACACUGACUGAUAUUGCAUGGCAACAUCGUCUUUCUUGGGACCGUAAUGACGUGGUUACUGCGUUAGAGACUAGCUUGGAUGGUGUGUUGCGAGCGCUGCGCGCACAGCAAGAGCAUCAGGAAAAAGCUCUCCAGGCGACACUAAGAAAUCGCGAUUUCUACGCAUAA